UGUCUUCUUUCUCGUCCUUAAGUGUUAUAGACUCUGGGUUUUCCCCGAUUUCGGAUACUUUCGGUUUCACCUAGUGUUUUUGGCUACGGCUCGGUCCUGAAUGGCUCCUCGACAGAACAUGUAGUGCACUAGCGCGUGCGCAGAAGCCUUUAUUUUACAUCAUAUGUAGUGACGUUAUCUAGGGAGCACAUGGGCAUUUAGGAUUCAGCCCAGAUAUUUUCCUAAUGUCUUUCUGUCAUUGUUCAGUUCUUGUUUGGUGUGUGUAGGUGAGGCACCUUUACCUUUCUGCACUCAAAAUCGCUUCUAAAACCGUUUUAGCUCUUUAGUUUUGUUUUAAUUUUGUUAUUUUUAUUCUUCGCCAUCGAAGGGAGGACAGGAAGUUAAUUCACAGGCUUUAUUAACGCCUAUAACGCGUCUCACAGUUGUGUUUAGGAAUGAAGGACAAGAUGGCAGGGUAUCUGUUCCUUUUUCUGCUCUUGUGCGUGGAUAUAUGCGUAGUGACGACAUUCGGGGCGACCCGGCUCUCACCUCUGUUCAUUCCUCAUUCAUUUACCACCCUCUGGGUCGGAGGACUGCUGAGGUUCACUGUCCUUCUCUUCGUCACCUUCCUCUACCCAUCGAGCCCGGCAUGGAUCAGGAGUGCUGAUGGAGUUCAGACUGUAGCUGUGCACAGUUUGAUCUAUCCAGUGUACGUCACACUGCUGUGGGCAUGGGGCCGGUCGACGCUGGAGCUCACCUGGGGCUGGCACACCUGGCAAGGACUGCUUCAGUGCUACGCAGUUUCGGCUCUGUCGCUGCUGCUGUGGGAACGCUACGUGCCCACCGUUCUCACAAAGACGAAGGUAAAGCCUAAGGAGAAAAGCCAGGCCUCACUGCAAAGGCUGGUGGGAUACAUGAAGCCGUACCAGCGCCGGUUCAUAGCCAUCGUCCUGUUCGUGAUCGCGUCAUCUCUCGGUGAGAUGGCUAUUCCGCAUUACACGGGCAAAAUCACAGACUGGAUCCUGAAGGAGGACGAACCUGACGCUUUUGCUAACGCGAUCAAAAUCAUGUCGAUCCUGACCGUCAUGAGUGCCUUCUCUGAAUUUGUGUGUGAUCUCAUCUACAACACCACCAUGAGCCUCAUACACACCGCCAUCCAGAGUCAGGUGUUUGAGUGUGUGCUGAAACAGGAAAUCGCCUUCUUCGAUACAGCUCCCUCGGGUGAACUCGUGUCCCGAAUCACCAAAGACACCAACGACAUGAGCGAAUCCCUGAGCGAAGACCUCAGCCUGCUCAUGUGGUACACCAUGCGUUUGGUCUUCCUCUACGGCUCCAUGCUGCUCCUCUCCGUGCGCCUGUCCAUUUUCACCAUCCUCGGCCUUCCCAUCAUUUGGAUAAUCCCAGAGUUUUCCGGAAGGUUCUACCAGACACAUUCAGUCAAAGUGCAGGAGUCUCUUGCCAAAUCGAACAGCGUCGCCACGGAGACGUUCUCCUCCAUCAAGACGGUGAAAAGCUUCGCCAACGAGGAUGGAGAGUCAGAGCGAUACAAGAAGUGCUUAGAGCGCACCUACUCUCUCAACAAAGUGGAAGCAGCUGGUUAUGCGGCAUCAACCUGGACCAACAGUAUGUCCAGUCUGGCCUUGAAAGUGAGCAUCCUGUACUAUGGAGGCCAGCUGGUGGCAGGAAAUGAUGUCAGCAGUGGUGAUCUGGUGUCUUUCGUGCUGUACGAGCUUCAGUUCAGUCACGCUGUGGAGGCUUUAAUGUCCUAUUAUCCUCGAGUGAAGAAAGCCGUCGGCGCCUCAGAGAAGAUCUUCGAAUACGUCGACCGGAAGCCUGACGUUCCUCCUGAAGGUUCUUUAGCCCCCAAGACACUCAGGGGUCACGUGCACUUCAACAACAUCACGUUUGUGUAUCCGACGAGGGCAGGCGAGAACAUUCUGAAAGGCGUGUCUCUGGAGCUGAAGCCAGGAGAGAUCACCGCUCUGGUAGGUCCAGCUGAUGGUGGAAAAAGCACCAUAGUCAGGCUGCUUGAGAGGUUUUACCAGCCCCAGAGUGGAGAGAUCUUACUGGAUGGGGAGCUGCUGCAGAACUACAAGGAUCAAUACCUGCAUGAGAAGAUCAGCGUGGUUGCCCAGGAGCCCAUACUCUUCGCCCGCUCCAUCAGAGAGAACAUCAAAUACGGGAAAGCAGACGCCACUGAUGAAGAGAUGGUCGCUGCUGCUAAACUGGCCAACGCUCACAAAUUCAUCAGUGACUUUCCAAACGGCUAUGAUACCGAUGCCGGAGAAAAAGGAGGUAAAGUGUCCGGAGGUCAGAAGCAGCGUAUAGCCAUCGCGCGAGCCCUGAUCCGGAACCCACAGAUCCUCGUACUGGAUGAUUCCACUAGUGACCUGGAUGCUGAGAGCGAGCAUAUGGUGCACCAGGCACUGCUGAAGAGGUUAAACGGUCGCUCCGUGCUGCUCAUUACCAAUAAGAUGAGUGGCGUGGAGAUGGCCAACAACGUGGUGUUCCUGCAGAGGGGCGAGGUGCUGGAGCAGGGCAGCCAUGAGGAUCUGCUGAAGAGGAACGGCUGCUACGCCGAGUUUGUACGGCUGCAGAACACCAGCUUCCAUCGUAACGCUCAGGAAGACUGCGAAACCUCAAACCCAGCGCAGUAACGAUGUGUAUUUAACAUACCGUACAAUCCAUCUACACCUCAAAAUGCACAGUUCAUUACAUUUAUAUUAUAGAAUAGAAUAGAAUAGAAUAGAAAGCUUUUAUUGUCAUUCUACAAGUACAAUGAGAGUUAAAGCUUCACCAUACAGUGCACACAUAAAUACUAAAAUAGACAUAGGAAAAUAUGUACAAUGAAACUAAUAUAAAACUACUACUAAAAAAAAAAAAACUGCUGAUAACUAUACCUAAACUAUACAUAAACUUGUGCAAGUCACAAGUUGCAUCGUAUACCGUUGUACUAUGUUGCAUCGUAUACCGUUGCCCCGGAGCACAUGAAGGAAUUCAAAUUUAUAAUAAAUAUUCUGCCAAUAUUCACGCUGAUUUGCAGGCUGUCUACAUAGCACCUUCAUAACAUCGUGCAUUAGGGUAAUAAUCCUGAUGUUUAGAUCAACAUUUACAAAAUAUUAGUAUGUAGAUGACUAUUUUAUUCAACAAAAUACAAAUAAUACAUUAUGAUUGUUGAUCAUGAUGUAGUAUUUAUAAUACAUAUUAUAACUUUAUUAAUAAUUGUAAUGAAGCGAAUCUGGGUAGAAGUUCUAUGCAGCCUACCGGUAGGUACCCCUACCUUCAUACCAGAAAGAAUCAAAAUCGGUGUAGAAUUGAGGGAGAAGAAGCGAUUUGUGUGGAAACUGCUCGUUAGGGAUUGAUUAAUUACUCCAUAUCUUUGUUAUUAAUAGCAAUUAUGCAAAUUUGGGUAGAACAGUGGCAUAGCUGGGGGGUGGGGGUCCUGGGGUGCCCAUACAUUUUUUCUAUAGCCGCGUAAGAACAUUGGAAAAGCGCCUACUGUAAUUUUUCUAACUUUUUUUUUUUAAACUAGAUUGUCACCUCAGCCUUAUUAGGGUUUCUAUAACCUUGUAUGGACUUCCUGUGGUUUGGGCGCGAAAACCCAGUUCUGCGUAAGCGCAACACGAUGGCACUAGAAAGCAUGGUCAAGCUGCCAGUGUAGCUGCAGUCUUUUUAGUUGCGAAUUACGAGUAUUUCUUCUUGUGUUAAUAAUUCGCCGUGUCAAAACACGUGAAAGUUUCCUCCUUUUGACGUAAGCAAUUUAUUGUAUAUAUUUUUCCAUCAAAGUUGCAUUUUGUGGCUUCGAAGCUAAGUUCUAGUGCGCCGUUUCGAGAACGCAACAUCAAGAAAACGUGGAAGAAACAGCAAUAAUGGAAAGCCACCUAAAACUAGCAAUGGUAAUUAUUUUUUGUGACAUGAUGUACUCAGGCUGCCAGUCAGUGUGCGACCCCCGCUUUGAAAAAUCCUAGCUACGCCCCUGUCGAAGCUAUAUGCACUAUAUGUAGCCCAGGAGUAAUAGGGUUAUACCCGGAACAAAUUAGUAACAAGCUGAAAAUUUCAGAAUAUGUUCAGAAUACCUUUAGGAAUAACAUAC
This is a messenger RNA of Neoarius graeffei (lesser salmon catfish), 4072 nucleotides long. RefSeq names its product transporter 1, ATP-binding cassette, sub-family B (MDR/TAP) (gene tap1). Lineage: Eukaryota; Metazoa; Chordata; Actinopteri; Siluriformes; Ariidae. Bases 435 to 2636 code for a protein of 733 amino acids. The transcript has 13 exons. Gene Ontology annotation, biological process: transmembrane transport. Gene Ontology annotation, molecular function: ATP hydrolysis activity; ABC-type oligopeptide transporter activity; ATP binding. The record is from RefSeq and is a predicted model, not a curated record. Gene Ontology annotation, cellular component: membrane.